UCCUGGGUCAGGGAGAGUUUACUGCAACAGGCAGGGCGGAACUGCAAUUUGUAGCAUGUCGAAGAGAAGACCUUUACAUAACUUAAUAUUUCAGGUGUCACUUGAGCUAAGUUAAAUAUCCAGCUCGUCGAACGGCUUCGCAGAUUCCACAGCGGCCCGUUUAUGGGUGUUUUUUUUUUUUUGUUUUUUGUUUUUGCCGCUGCCUGAACUUUUCUCGCAUUCUUCCCUGGUGUAUUUUUCACGAAGAGAGGCGCGGCGGCGGAGCGCUCGGCAGCCAUCUUUGGAGCUUGCCUGGGAGUGGGAGCUGACUGCUGUGGCACCCCAGUUUACUUCAAGGGUGGGCAUUUUAAUCUUUAGUCAUUUCAUUGACGUACUCUGUUAAACCAGCUGACAGCGUGAAGAACCACCAGGAUUCAGCUUCCGAAGCUUCCGCGCUGGGAAUGAAACUGGAAAAGUACUUUCUAAUCCCAAACUGGUCUAAAGUGUGCGCCACUCUCAUCUCUCGGAACUGGCCUGUCAGAACAGGUGCUGAACACAUGAAAUCACUGUCCUGCAGAUGAGCCGUCGCAGGGGGCUUGCCCGUCGCUGUCGCAAACCCAGAUAGUUCCCGGCGGCGGCGGCGGCGGCACCACCCUGACGUCUUCCGGCAUGCCCAACAACAGCCGGGCGGGGAACCUGAAGGACCCCGACAUCGCAGAACUCUUCUUCAGAGAGGACCCGGAAAAGCUCUUCACAGAUCUGCAUGAAAUUGGACAUGGCAGCUUUGGAGCUGUGUAUUUUGCACGGGAUGUGCGGUCGAAUGAUGUGGUGGCCAUCAAGAAGAUGUCCUAUAUUGGAAAACAGUCUAAUGAGAAAUGGCAAGAUAUAAUCAAGGAGGUGAAAUUCCUGCAGCGAAUACAGCACCCAAACAGCAUAGAGUACAAAGGAUGUUACCUGCGAGAGCACACUGCUUGGCUGGUAAUGGAGUACUGUCUAGGCUCGGCUUCAGAUUUGUUAGAAGUUCACAAGAAACCCCUGCAAGAAGUCGAAAUUGCUGCAAUUACCCAUGGUGCUCUUCACGGAUUGGCUUACCUUCACUCCCACAACAUGAUCCACCGUGACAUCAAAGCAGGAAACAUCUUGUUGACAGAACCGGGUCAGGUGAAACUAGCAGACUUUGGCUCGGCCUCCAUUGCCUGUCCGGCCAAUUCUUUUGUCGGGACUCCAUAUUGGAUGGCCCCAGAGGUCAUAUUAGCCAUGGAUGAGGGUCAGUAUGAUGGAAAGGUGGACAUCUGGUCUUUAGGAAUAACCUGCAUUGAAUUAGCUGAGAGGAAGCCUCCACUGUUCAACAUGAAUGCGAUGAGUGCCUUAUAUCAUAUAGCACAGAACGACAGCCCCGUUCUGCAGUCUACUGAAUGGACGGAUUAUUUUCGGAAAUUUGUCGAUUCGUGUCUACAGAAACUUCCUCAGGAAAGGCCAAACUCUGAGGAGCUCCUCAAGCAUGCGUUUAUCCAGCGUGAACGGCCAGAAUCGGUCCUAAUAGAUCUAAUAAAUCGGACCAAGGAUGCUGUGAGGGAACUAGACAAUCUGCAGUACCGCAAGGUGAAGAAGAUCUUAUUUCAGGAAGCUCACAACGGCUCCAUGAAUGAGGCACAAGACGACGACGAGGAGGCGGACCCCAGCGUGAGUGGGACGGGCACCGUGAACAGCGUCGGGAGCAACCAGUCCAUACCCAGCAUGUCCAUCAGUGCCAGCUCCCAGAGCAGCUCCGUCAACAGCAUACCUGAUGCAGGCGAGGACAAGAGCGAGCCGGACAUGGACGGCGACGGCACAGUGAUGUCCAACAGCUCGGUCAUUAAUCUCAAACCCGAACAAGAGGCUCGCAAAGAAGAGUCAGAGCCUCAUGGCAGAGGCACAACGGAGCCACAAGCUGCCCCCACUCAGACCCAGAGGACGAGACGAAACCGUGAAGACUUUGCAACUAUACGUACGGCGUCAGCGCUCACACGCCAGAUGAAGGAGCACGAGCAGGAAUCAGAGCUAAGAGAGCAGAUCCUGGGCUACAAGCGAAUGAGACGGCAGCACCAGAAGCAGCUGCUGGCUCUGGAGAACAAGCUGAAGACCGAGAAGGAUGAGCACCGGCUCCGUCUGGACAAGGAGCUGGAGACCCAGAGGAACAACUUCGCCCAAGAGCUGGAGAAAGUGGUCAAGAAACACCAAGCAUCCAUGGAGAAAGAUGCAAAAAUAUUUAGCAACGAUGAAAAGAAGUUCCAACAUCACAUCCAGGGUCAGCAGAAGAAAGAGCUGAACAGUUUCCUGGAAUCCCAAAAACGAGAGUACAAGCUUCGCAAGGAGCAGCUGAAAGAGGAGCUGAAUGAAAACCAGUCAACACCCAAGAAAGAAAAGCAGGAGUGGCUGUCCAAGCAGAAGGAGAACUUCCAGAACCUCCAAGCAGCGGAAGAGGCCAACCUCCAGCGCAGACAGAGGCAGUACCUGGACCUGGAGUGUCGCCGGUUCAAAAGAAGGAUCCUGAUGGCUCGCCACAAAAUUGAACAGCAGCAUCUGAGAGAGGAAUUAAACAAGCGUCAGACCCAGAAGGACUUGGAGCACGCCAUGCUUCUUCGUCACCACGAGUCCAUGCAAGAGCUCCAGUUCCGCCAGCUCAACAACAUCCAGAAGACACGGGUCGAGCUGAUCCGGCUACAGCACCAGACGGAGCUGACCAAUCAGCAGGAGUACAACAAGAGGAGAGAGCGGGAGCUUAGACGAAAACACGGCAUGGAGGUUCGUCAGCAGCCCAAGAGCCUCAAGAACAAAGAGCUCCAGAUCAAAAGGCAGUUUCAAGACACGUGUAAGAUCCAGACCCGGCAGUAUAAAGCAUUGAGGAACCACCUGUUGGAGACCACACCAAAGUCCGAGCACAAAGCUGUCCUCAAACGUCUAAAGCUGGAGCAGCAUCGCAAACUUGCCAUUUUAGCAGAGCAGUACGACCAUUCCAUCAGUGAAAUGUUCUCAACACAGGCGUUACGCCUGGAUGUGACUCAGGAAUCUCAAUGCCAAGCAUUACAGAUCCAGCUGCAGCAGGAGCUGGAGCUUCUCAAUGCCUACCAGAGUAAAAUUAAGAUGCAGACGGAUGCGCAGCAUGCCCGCGAGAAGAAUGACCUGGAACAAAGGGUGUCACUCCGAAGAGCACUACUGGAGCAAAAGAUUGAGGAGGAAAUGCAAUCAUUGCAAAACGAGCGCACAGAGCGCAUCCAGAACCUGCUGGAGCGCCAGGCCCGAGAAGUCGAGGCCUUCGACUCGGAGAGCAUGCGCCUGGGCUUCAACAACAUGAUGCUGGCGGACCUCUCCCCCGAAGCGCUCAGCAACAGUUUCCCCGGUGCUCCAGGCGGCUUCAGCCAGCACCAGCAGCUGCGGCCCUCCUCGAGCUCUCAAGGGCCGCGCUGGGGCAGCCGCGGUUCCAGCCUGAGCUCCAAUCACAGAGGCAGCCACCACCACUACCAAUCCAGCUUAGGAGGGUCGCCUAUGCAGCAAGGGUGGGGGGGGCACAGCUCGGCGGGCGGAGGAGGAGGAGGAGGUGCGGGUCAGAUGCAGUGGGGCCACCCACAAGGCGGGGCCCUGCAGGCAAUGGGAGGGCGCGUCGAGCCCGGGAUGAGCAGGAGCUCCAGUGUUACCUCACAAAUAUCCAACGGGUCGCAGUUCUCCUACUCUUAGAUUUGCUUUCCGGUCUGCCUUGGAGUCACUUUAUAUAGAAACCUGUCUGCCUGUGACACUACCCCCCUCCCAAAAUGUUUCCCCUUGUACAGAUGUGGAUGUGUGGUGGAAUAAAUGUUGCUCAGGUCAAAAAGAGGGGGCAGGGGGGCCUCCCUCUCCCUCAGCCCAUCCUCAACGGCAGUUUUAUGAGCACACACAGAUUCUGAAAUGCAUGUUACACAAGAGUAUCAACAAGUAAGUUUGACUUGUUUUUCUUUUUUUGUUCUCCUCUGUGGAGGAUAUUUUUUCGUGAGUUUGUGCUAUUCACAGCCAUUGCUCUUGUUUUGCACAUAAAACACCACUCUAAAGCCUUUUGUAGGUUCAAACAAUCGCAUUAAAUAGAUUUUUUUUAUUAUUAUUAUAAUUUUUAUUUCAAAUUUUUUUUAAUCUGCCCGUCUAUGUUUAGCAAUGCACUGGCCAAAUUUUUUCUUUUCCUUUUUUUUCUUUUCUGUGGUACGGUGGAGAACCCAAUCAAACGACUGGGGAUGCUUUGCUGUUGUCUACCAGCCUGCUGUAGUGGCCCUUCAUGUUUUUUUUUGUUGUUGUUGUUUUUAAUUAAGAAAUUUCGCUCCGCCUUAAUCCUCGAGGAUCAACCAAAACAAAAAAUCUUCUCAAAUACAGAACCAAACAAAUCUCAAUCUCUUUAGACGGUUGCUUCUACUAACGCUGUGCCUUUUUAGCUUUCAUUAGCUCAGUUUGUUUCAGUUAACUCGGGUUAAAUGUUUUUUACAUUUCUUCAUUUAUCUCUGAUCUCUAACGUAGAUUGUAUUUUUGUCUAAUUUCUUUUUUUCCAUGCCUCCGAAAUGGUUUUGGAUAAAUUUCUACGACUAAAUACAGUAGAAACAUUCAAAGCUACUUUUUAGCAUUUUUUUAAAAUUUUUUUGUUGUUUAUGCCUGAAUGCAGAGAAUGUCACUGUAACCCUUAAACUUAUCAGCCUUCAAAAACAAUCUUUAGUGCUAAUCUUUAUUUUUAUAUAUAUGCAUAUAGGUAUAUAUAUAUAAAUAUAUAUUAGUGCCUUUUUAAUACUGCUGCCUUUUUCGAAGCACUUUAUACAGCUCGACGAGUGUAAGAUUAAUAUUUGACUUCUUUUCUUAAAGCUCCUGGUGAAUGAAUGUUUCAUUGGUACGCAUGUAGAAAAGUCAGACUUACUGUGCUGUGAUAUUUUCGUUUUCCUCCUUUUGCAUGUUGGACAGUAUAAGUGAAAGAAUUUUCCCAAAUUUUACAGCCUUUUCUUUUUGAGACUGCAGAUGUGUGUUACUGCUUCUGUUUGCGUUUCUGUGUGACGUUGACUGAACAGAAUGUGAGGAUGUAGCCUUUUUUUUUUUUUUUUUUUAAGAUGUGUACAGAUGACAGUUUCCAUGAAACCAACUGAACAAAAACUCGAACCUUUUAUGUGCAGACAGCGAGUUACGACCAAGACGACCGGCUCUGUGCUACUGAACGUAAACUCUUAUUGAAAAUAACAUUUUGAGGCCUAAAUACACUUUUUUUUAAAAAACACUAAAGGUCAGUAGAGAUGGGCAUGAUGUAGGUUUUUUGGGGGGAUUUUUUUAGAUGCAGAGUCUGUCAAAAGCGUCGAUACCUCUUGAACUUUUUGUCACAUUACAACCACUAAGUUGAUUUCUUGUUCAUUUUACAUGAUAUUACAACUGAUGACACAUAAAAACUCAUAACUGUGAGGUAAAAUAAAAAAAAAUUCUGUCCAAUUCUUUGUUAGAUCUUUUAGAAAACAGCUGAAGUUCAGUCUGAUUGACCUUGGACGAUAUCUUACCAUCAAGUCUUUCUGCAGAUUUAGUCGUACUUAGCUCAGGACUUUGACUAGUCCAUUCUGACUAUUGCAGCUUUGACUAUCGGUUUUGGAUUAUUGCCCACUGUUGUUUUUAGUUUUUUUACCCGUUUCAACAUUAGAUCCCCCCCCAAAUCCCCAAGUCUAAAAAAUUGAAGUGAUGUUCUCAUCCGACCAAAAAACAAAAACCUAAUGAGGUACUUUUAAAGUUUGUGGUUGUAGCAUGACAAAACAUGAGAAGGUUCAAGGGGUGUGAAGACAUUUUCACUUUUUUUUUUCUAACAAAGUACCUACUUUUAACAGAUUUUUUUUUUUUUAAGGGUAAUUUGACAGAUAAAUAAUUCAGGUGUGUCCUGUGACUCACGGUUGAAAAUAUCAAUAUAUAUUUUUUAGGGUUCUAUUGAAAGAGUUUGUUUACUCUUCUGAACUUUAGGUAGCAGUGUCAACCACCUGUUUUGAUUUUGCCCCCCCCCCCAGCCAAGUCUCAUCUAGUUACUUUGAAAGCACCGGACUUGAUUCCUCAUUCUUGAAUUCAGUCAUCUCCAUCGAACGCCACUUUUGUAGUCGGUUAAGCAACACUUGUGCAGAUGAUUUUCCCAACCCUACACCUUUGAGCGCUUUGUCCUCAUUCCAGCCUGAUUCAGGGCUGUUAUUAAACUUUUCUUUUUCAUUUUCUGACAACACAAAAAGUGCUGGGAUUUUAAUUUUUUUUUUCCUUUCAGGUUGUACUUUAAUUUCUGUAUAUAUUUCACCACAGAAAAUUAUGCAUAAUAUCAUGUAACGUAAUAUAUGGCCUCAAAAAAACUGUUUUAUGCCUACUGCUACUGUAUCCAAGUAAGUUGUAUUCAAUUCCCUUGAUUUUUUUUUUUUCCUUUGGCUAGAAAUAAAAUCAUAAUGUACUAAUAAUUGGGAGUUUUUCUGCAACUCUAAAGCCAAGACCAAGUGCUUGAAUGUUACGCCAGCAAAACCUUGCAUACAUGCCAAGUUUUACUUUCACAUUGGACAAUUUGACUUCACUCUAAAAUGUGGCGAAAUCUUGAUGUUACUGUCAAACCCGUACUUUCUUUUUCGUUUCAUGGAACAGUUUCUAACAUCCUACUGACUGAAAGCGAGUGGGAUGCAGGAUCGUGAAUCGGCAACUGAAAAAGGAUUCUUUCUCUGCGGUCAAACACUGUGCCAUACCGGAAGCCACCAACACCGAACAUCCGCAUGUCUGUUCUCAUCUCGAAGUUUUCACCCAUUAAGUGACUGUUGGUUAGAAUCGAAUCAUAACGAUCAAGUUUGUUUGUUUUUUGUUUUUUUUGUGGGUUUGGGGGUUAAUUUAAAAAACAAAAAGCGGAGUUACAGACAAAUGAUGAAAAGAUCGCAUUUCUUUGAAGAUGUCAGUAUUCUUUGGCACAUUACCACUACAACUUAUAACCUGUAUUAAAAUGUAUAGAUGGUGGAGAUUCUUAUUGAAUGUCAGAUGUUAUGAAGAUACUACGUGAAAGAUGGUAAAGUACUAAAAGUGGAUUUAAAUUGUGUAAAAGAAAAAAAAAAUCUUUUUUGAACAAAAAUAGGAUCCAUUAUUAUAUUUUGUAUUGUAUACCAUUUUCUUGUGUUGGCAGAGGGAUAUUGAACAGAAAUCAGCUGUAAUAAAGUAAUUUUAGUAUAA
Messenger RNA from Xiphophorus couchianus (Monterrey platyfish), 7173 nucleotides. RefSeq names its product TAO kinase 1a (gene taok1a). Gene Ontology annotation, biological process: regulation of cytoskeleton organization; protein phosphorylation. The transcript has 20 exons. Gene Ontology annotation, cellular component: cytoplasm. The record is from RefSeq and is a predicted model, not a curated record. Bases 649 to 3693 code for a protein of 1014 amino acids. NCBI's taxonomy places the organism in Eukaryota, Metazoa, Chordata, Actinopteri, Cyprinodontiformes, Poeciliidae. Gene Ontology annotation, molecular function: ATP binding; protein serine/threonine kinase activity.